CCCAAAGUUUCUGGGUUCGUUGGAAUUUUUGAAUUCCGAUUUUUUUCUCUUUUUAUGUACCUAGGAAUUUUGGAGGAAUAGUUUGGAUAAAUUGAUCGCACUUUCCGCUAGCUCUCGGUUCCCCUUCUUUUUGCCCCCCUAGCUUUGAGCAGGGAAGGGGCUUCCGAGAGAUUUCCUGGUGGAUAAAGUUUUCCAAAGUUUUUCGCGUGUGAUGGUUGCGGGGAGAGCAAGCUCACCAGCUUGACUCAGCUCCAUCUCACCUCCCCAGAGCAGUCCUAAGCCCGCAUAAAGGGACAAACAAACAAACAAACAAAGUUACACCUCGAGUCGCCUCGUGUCUUCUCUCUUCUUCCAGGCAUUCUUUUUCCUCCCUCUCUUCGAUCACCUCGCAGUCUCCAGCCCCUUUCCCUCGGCCCCAUCUCCUGGGUUUCUUCGAGGGGUGCCAGGACCCCCGGCCGCAGCUUCCCCUCCCCCGUCACUCUGGUCCGGCCCUCCCCUCCCCCAUCCCGGACCGCACAGCCAAUCCCCCAAGCGGCCGCCAACAUGCUGUUUGAGGGCUUGGAGUUGGUGUCGGCGCUGGCCACCCUCGCCGCGUGCCUGGUGUCCGUGACGCUGCUGCUGGCGGUGUCGCAGCAGCUGUGGCAGCUGCGCUGGGCUGCCACCCGCGACAAGAGCUGCAAGCUGCCUAUCCCCAAGGGCUCCAUGGGAUUCCCGCUCAUCGGAGAGACUGGUCACUGGUUGCUACAGGGUUCCGGCUUCCAGUCGUCGCGCCGCGAGAAGUAUGGCAACGUUUUCAAGACACACUUACUGGGGCGGCCGUUGAUCCGUGUGACCGGUGCGGAGAACGUGCGCAAGAUCCUACUGGGCGAACACCAGCUAGUGAGCACCGAGUGGCCGCGGAGCGCACGCGUGCUGCUGGGACCCAACACAGUGGCCAACUCCAUUGGCGACAUCCACCGCAACAAGCGCAAGGUCUUCUCCAAGAUCUUCAGUCAUGAGGCACUCGAGAGCUACCUGCCCAAGAUCCAACUGGUGAUCCAGGACACACUUCGAGCCUGGAGCAGCCAGCCUGAGGCCAUCAAUGUGUAUCAGGAGGCCCAGCGACUCACCUUCCGAAUGGCCGUGCGGGUGCUGCUGGGCUUCAGCAUCCCCGAGGAGGACCUGGGAAACCUCUUUGAGGUGUACCAGCAGUUUGUGGAGAAUGUCUUCUCUCUGCCGGUGGACCUGCCCUUCAGCGGCUACCGGAGGGGCAUCCAAGCUCGGCAGAUCCUUCAGAAGGGCCUAGAGAAGGCUAUCCGUGAGAAGCUUCAGUGUACCCAGGGCAAAGACUACUCGGACGCCCUGGACAUUCUCAUUGAGAGCAGCAAGGAGCAUGGCAAGGAGAUGACCAUGCAGGAGCUGAAGGAUGGGACCCUGGAGCUGAUCUUCGCAGCCUAUGCCACUACGGCCAGUGCCAGCACAUCCUUGAUCAUGCAACUACUGAAACACCCUGCAGUGCUGGAAAAGCUACGGGAGGAACUGCGGGCCCAGGGCCUGCUGCAUGGCGGUGGCUGCCCCUGCGAGGGCACCCUGCGCCUGGACACGCUCAGUGGCCUGCGCUACCUGGACUGCGUCAUCAAGGAGGUCAUGAGGCUCUUCACGCCCGUCUCGGGAGGCUACCGCACUGUGCUGCAGACCUUCGAACUGGAUGGUUUCCAGAUCCCCAAGGGCUGGAGUGUCAUGUAUAGCAUCCGCGACACUCACGACACAGCGCCUGUGUUCAAGGAUGUGAAUGUGUUUGACCCUGACCGCUUCAGCCAGGCGCGCAGUGAAGAUAAGGAUGGGCGCUUCCAUUACCUCCCGUUUGGCGGUGGCGUGCGGACCUGCCUGGGCAAACACUUGGCCAAGCUGUUCCUGAAGGUGCUGGCAGUGGAGCUGGCAAGCACAAGCCGCUUCGAGCUAGCCACCCGGACCUUCCCUCGCAUCACUCUGGUCCCUGUCUUGCACCCCGUGGAUGGCCUCAGUGUCAAGUUCUUUGGUCUAGACUCCAAUCAGAAUGAGAUUCUGCCUGAGACAGAGGCCAUGUUGAGUGCUACGGUGUAGCCUCACUCUGGUCUCAGCCCAGCCCAGCAGCGGGGGUGGGAGACAGAGAUAGAAACCUGUGGGGUAGGGAGGGGCUGGAUGGGAGGCCAGCAGCCCCCCUAUGUUGUUCUCUGGCCUCUUCCCCGGCAAACCCUCCCUAAAGACAAAAGCGCCCCGCCCCCUCCUGACUCCCACCCUCUUGGAUCUCCACUGCCCCCUAGCUUAGCUCCUGGGACAGAGCCAGGACAAUUUGCCCGUGACAGUGUUAGUGAGCUGCAGUACAUGCUUAUGACCUCUGAACGCUUCCUUCCCUAACCCCCCUUGUCUUUUUGUUGGUGGUCAGGUGCCUGUGAAGCCAGGAGGGAGGAAAGUGGGGGGGGGACUUGGAGCACUCUUUGACACUCUCACAUCCCCCCUCUGUCACUGCUCAAAUGGUGCCCAGAACAGUGUUGUGGGAAUCCUCACCUAAGCCAGCCUUGACAGGGAAGGAGCUGACGCCGGCUUUGAGGGGCCCAUACCAGCCUACCCAGUUCAGACAUUGGAAGUUACCUAUCGCUGCUAUUUGUCCUCUCUUCUGACCUUGGGGUACAGACCUUGGGGUACAGGAGCCUACAGGCUUAAUCCUCAGAUCUUCCUUGGUGGCCCUGGGCAGGGACACCAGCACUCCUCCCCUAUGGGACCAACUGAGCCAGGUGUUUUCUGGCUAUAGCUGGGCUCCCAGCUGCCCACCCUUGUCCCCCUGUCCCAUAUUUAUUCACUGACCUUGGCUACACUGAGGUCUGGAGCAUCCUCCCCAACACCCACACACCACCACCACCACUGCCACCAUCACAUGCACACACCUGCCAGCCUCUGACCUAGCUCUCCUUUUCAGGGCUAACGUGAGGCAAGAAGAUGUGUGUCUGGUCUAACCCAGUUCUUUGGUAGAGGGUUAACAGCCCUCCUGGGCUCUAGGCAAAAGAUGUAGCUUAACCUCAGAGUCAGACACCCAGCAUCUUUGCUAGGUGUUCUUAGCACCUGCUCCCAGGCUGUCAAAGCCCCCGGGGCAUGUGGGUCUAGGGGCCACCACUUCCUGUUCACUCACUGCCUGCCCCAGUGCCAGCCACUCCCCUGGUGAGGAUGCAUGAGGAUACGGGUUCUUCUGAAGGGACUUCUGUUCCCUUCCUUAACUCUCUGCCCCUUUGCUCUUGGAAGAGUCCCCCACCCCAUACCCACUCCCAACCCCAUGCCACUGUCUGCUAAGCCCAGCUCAGGAUUUGGGAUAGAGAAGAAAGCAGAGAGGUAAGGUGGAGAGAGCCCUCUCUCUGAGCUGCGUCAGGCCCUGUGGGGUCUGGAGAAGCUGCAGGGGAGGCUAUAGCUGGAAAGGAAUGGAGAAGGAGAGCAGGAAGAUGAGGACAGGGCAUAAGUGAGUUGUCAGAAGUGGUUCAGUUGCAGAAGGCCCAGUGGGGGGUGUGGAAGGUGACUGGGUAGAAGGUGAGGGGCUCCUGCCACUGGCAUUUUGAGGGUUGGCCAUGCGGGACCUUCCUGGGAAGGAUUUGGGGCUCUGGUGUAUCUCUAGGCAAUUUCGUCUGUUUUCAGAUUCCUCUGGGCUUUUUUUUUCCAUCCAUUGCUUUUGCCUGUCACUCAGGCAGUGGCACCUUUUCGCUAGAAAACAGGAACAUAGAACGAUAGUUCUUAUUGACCUGACCCUGGAUGGCCAUUGUCACGAGGGUCAGCCACAUCUCCCGAGCCACACAGAACAUCCUAGAAGCCACCUUUCCCAAAUGUUUCACUGCUCUGCAUUUUUUUUCUGACAGAACAAACUGCAGCAUUAGAAUACCAGGGAAAUUAUUGUGGAGUUCAAAAAUAACCAUAAACCCGCACCCCCCCUCCCAGCUCUGAAACAGACCACACCAUGUAGAGGCUCAUCAACAUUUAUGAAGUAGGUGCAUGCUGCCCUCACUCCACAAGCCAGUGCCGGGGAGACUCAUCUUCCUGCACGCUAACCCUGCUUGCCCACAGCCAACUGUUUCAGACUGAAGAUGUGGCAUAUAGCUCUGUCCCUGGUAAGGGACAGAGGGACUGGAGGGCCCCAGCAGGUGUCGGGGGCCUUCCCUUUCAGGGGGCCAGCCCAGGAGGUGUGGUGAAGGAAAAGCUGAGGGGAAUCCCUGUGAGGGUGGGAGGAAGGAAAGAUGGUCUGCCUGGAUGGGUCUCAAAGGUAACAGGCAAAGGGACCUAGCCUAGGCACCUGUGGGCGUGGCACCCGUCUCACCUCUGUAGCUGUGUCUGUUCCGUGUUUGUGUGUUUCAUUGUGGUAGCAUUAAUGGGUGAUGUAUUCUCACAUUCCUAACUAUUGUAACUUGACAUUUAAAAAAAAAAAACAAAAACAAACCCCACAAAAACUUCCUGCCACAGGCUUGCAGAUUGAAGCACUUUCAAAGUUAGACGCUGGCGUGUGCAUUCUGGGCAACCGUCUUGACCCUGCCCAGGUUUCUGUUAUUUUAUACACAAAACUUUUUUUUUCAUAAAUGUUAUAAUUUUGUGUCCGUCUUUAUAAACUAUUAUAAGUACUAUUUUGUUAUAAUUCAAAAUAGAUAUUUAGUAUAAAGUUUUUGCUGUUAAAUAUUUGUUAUUUAGUAAAAAUAUGAAUUGUUCUUUAUUGUAAACAUGGUUCAAAAUAUUAAUAUGCUUUUAUCACGGUUGUUUUAAUAUUGAAAAAGCACUUGUGUGUCUCAUCUUGGUAUGAGCUGGUGCUUGUGUGUGUGUCUUGGCUGUCGUGUGGUUUUGAUGUAUAUAUAAUAUUCCACGUUGCAUAUUACAACAACGAAUGUCCUGCAUUUUGUGAAAUACUCAAUGUGCUCUUUUAUUGGCUUCCAUAAUAAACUGUGGGGACUCACCCUC
Rattus rattus (black rat) is the source of this 4941-nucleotide messenger RNA. Its product is annotated as cytochrome P450 26B1. The transcript has 6 exons. The coding region runs from base 544 to 2082 and encodes 512 amino acids. Gene Ontology annotation, molecular function: monooxygenase activity; iron ion binding; oxidoreductase activity, acting on paired donors, with incorporation or reduction of molecular oxygen. The record is from RefSeq and is a predicted model, not a curated record. Gene Ontology annotation, biological process: sterol metabolic process. NCBI's taxonomy places the organism in Eukaryota, Metazoa, Chordata, Mammalia, Rodentia, Muridae.